CCUUUCUCUGCUUGCUCUGUGUGUGUCUGUGUGUGUAUGCGUGCGUGUGCGCGUGUGCGUGUGUGUGGUGUAAGUGAGGAAGGGCUGGUGGCUUUUUUUCUCUCUGUAUUAAUCAGAAGCUCUGAAUGAAAGCCAAUCAGAGAGAGAGCUCCCCCGUUCGCUUCGCUUCCCUGCAGUCCAGAGUUAAAAGUGAUGCUGAGGAAAAGCUUGAGUUAGAUUCAAGUAGAACCGGGCUUAUAAAAUUACAACAGAAAACAAACAAAAAGCGGAGAUAGUGGCACAAUCUUCGGCGUUUUGGGGGUUGGAUGCUACUUCCUUCUCCUGAAGGGGAGUCAAAGAUUGGGAAAUAUGAAUAAAAUAAUGAUUAACUGUUGGAAAAUAAUUGGAUACCCUAUCUACUAGAAACUCAUCAAAAAGCAGUCCAGAAAGACAUUGCUGUUCUCCCAUCAGCUACAUCGUGACCUGUCAGCAAUUGGAGCACUAUGACAAUAUACAGAGUUAUACUAUUAUUUCUGCUCUGGGUGCCAAAUUUCUCCUCUACAGAGAUGUUGUUUAGAAGGACUUCUGAGCCCCAAACAAAAGUUGUGAAGACACGCACAUCAGGGAGAGAUGGAAAAGUGCUACACCGUCAAAAACGUGGUUGGAUGUGGAAUCAAUUUUUCUUACUUGAAGAAUAUACAGGAUCUGAUUAUCAAUAUGUAGGAAAGCUUCACUCAGAUCAAGAUAAGGGAGAUGGAUCACUGAAAUAUAUUUUAUCUGGAGAUGGAGCAGGAACUCUUUUUAUUAUUGAUGAGAAAACAGGUGACAUUCAUGCCACUAGGAGAAUUGAUAGGGAAGAAAAGGCCUUUUAUACCCUUCGUGCUCAGGCUAUUAACAGAAGAACUUUGAGACCAGUGGAACCUGAGUCUGAGUUUGUCAUCAAAAUACAUGAUAUCAAUGACAACGAACCAACGUUUCCAGAGGAAAUCUAUACUGCCAGUGUUCCUGAAAUGUCUGUUGUAGGUACUUCUGUGGUACAAGUCACAGCUACAGAUGCUGAUGACCCUUCCUAUGGGAACAGUGCCAGAGUCAUUUACAGCAUACUCCAAGGACAACCAUAUUUCUCCGUGGAGCCUGAAACAGGCAUCAUCAGGACUGCUCUGCCAAACAUGAAUAGAGAAAACAGGGAGCAAUAUCAAGUUGUUAUCCAGGCAAAAGACAUGGGCGGCCAGAUGGGUGGAUUAUCAGGGACUACUACAGUGAACAUUACGCUGACUGAUGUUAAUGACAAUCCACCUCGAUUCUCCCAGAACACAAUCCAUCUUCGUGUUCCUGAAUCUUCCCCAGUUGGCACAGCCAUUGGCAGUGUAAAAGCAACAGAUGCUGACACUGGAAAAAAUGCUGAAAUAGAAUAUAGAAUUAUUGACGGAGAUGGAACUGAUAUGUUUGACAUCAUCACUCAGAAGGACACCCAGGAAGGCAUCCUUACUGUGAGAAAGCCUCUUGACUAUGAAAGCAGAAGACUUUACACUCUGAAAGUUGAGGCAGAAAACACUCAUGUGGAUCCACGUUUCUAUUACCUUGGACCUUUUAAAGAUACUACCAUUGUGAAAAUAUCUGUAGAAGAUGUGGAUGAGCCCCCUGUUUUCAGUAGAUCUUCUUACCUAUUUGAAGUCCAUGAAGAUAUUGAAGUGGGUACCAUCAUUGGUACUGUGAUGGCAAGAGAUCCAGAUUCUGCUUCUAGCCCUAUUAGGUUUUCCUUGGAUCGUCAUACUGAUCUUGACAGGAUUUUUAAUAUACAUUCUGGAAAUGGAUCAAUUUAUACAUCAAAGCCACUUGAUCGUGAAAUAUCUCAAUGGCACAAUCUUAGUGUUAUAGCAGCUGAGAUCAACAACCCAAAAGAGACAACCCGUGUAGCAGUUUUUGUCAGAAUUUUGGAUGUCAAUGACAAUGCUCCACAGUUUGCUGUAUUCUAUGAUACCUUUGUAUGUGAGAAUGCAAGACCUGGACAACUAAUACAGACUAUAAGUGCAGUGGAUAAAGAUGAUCCCUUAGGUGGACAGAAAUUUUUCUUCAGUUUAGCUGCUGUCAAUCCAAACUUCACUGUCCAGGAUAAUGAAGAUAACACUGCUAGAAUUCUAACGAGAAAAAAUGGAUUCAGUCGGCAUGAAAUCAGUAGCUAUCUCUUGCCAGUUGUGAUCUCCGAUAAUGAUUAUCCAAUCCAAAGCAGUACAGGUACACUUACUAUUCGAGUUUGUGCUUGUGACAGCCAAGGGAACAUGCAGUCUUGCAGCGCUGAGGCUUUGCUCCUUCCUGCCGGCCUAAGCACAGGGGCUCUUAUUGCUAUUCUUCUCUGCAUCAUCAUUUUACUAGUUAUAGUUGUGUUAUUUGCGGCUCUGAAAAGACAGCGAAAGAAAGAGCCUCUCAUCUUAUCUAAAGAGGACAUCAGAGACAACAUUGUGAGUUAUAAUGAUGAAGGAGGUGGGGAAGAAGAUACCCAGGCAUUUGAUAUAGGAACUCUGAGGAAUCCUGCAGUCAUAGAAGAUAAAAAGCUAAGACGAGACAUUAUUCCAGAAACAUUGUUUAUCCCACGGAGGACUCCUUCAGCUCCAGAUAACACAGAUGUCCGAGAUUUCAUUAAUGAGAGGCUAAAAGAGCAUGAUAUUGAUCCCACUGCUCCACCAUAUGACUCACUUGCAACCUAUGCCUAUGAGGGAAAUGAUUCUAUAGCCGAAUCUCUGAGUUCAUUAGAAUCAGGUACUACUGAUGGAGACCAAAACUAUGAUUACCUCCGAGAAUGGGGCCCUCGGUUUAAUAAGUUAGCAGAAAUGUAUGGUGGUGGGGAAAGUGACAAAGACUCUUAACCUAGGAAACAUUUUCUGUUCUCUCAAGAAGAAAUCAUUUUCCAGAUACCACCUCCACUCCUUUAUAAUGUUUGACAUUUCAGGAGAAUUUUCCUGCCACUCAGCACAAUAUAUUUUUCCCUUUUCUUUUUUAAUUUGUUCAUUAAUUUCAUUAAUUCUUUCUUGUAGGAUGUCACAUGGAGUAUAUACAGCAUUUUAUUUAAUCACUUCCAAGAGCCAAAGCUAUGGAAAUUCAGUGUUGUCCAUUUUAGUAAGUAAAAAAAAUACUUUCAGAAACUCGAACAGGAUAAGAUUCCCUUAAGCAACUUCAUGUACAAGCCGCUUCUGUUAGGUACCUGUCCUGCCCUUGCAAGUGCAGCUUUUAAGGAGGUGAAGAAAAUUUUUUUUAAAAAAAUUAUAUAUAUAUAUAUAUACAUAAAUAUAUAGAGAUACAUAUCCUGUUCUGUACAUUACAAUUCCAAAAAAAAAAAAAUGUACACUUGGUGUUAGUAAGUGUGAUAUGCAGCUGGUAUACAAAACUUUGUGCAACUUCAUUUCAUCAAAUUCUAUCUGCUAAUGUUUUAUAUUUAUAUUUUUGUAUUUAUUUUUAAGAAAUAAAUCAGUUUUUACAACUA
Molecule: messenger RNA, 3457 nt
Organism: Antechinus flavipes (yellow-footed antechinus)
Lineage: Eukaryota; Metazoa; Chordata; Mammalia; Dasyuromorphia; Dasyuridae
Gene: CDH10
Product: cadherin 10
Exons: 12
Coding region: 483-2843 (786 amino acids)
Biological process (GO): cell-cell junction assembly; cell morphogenesis; multicellular organism development
Cellular component (GO): adherens junction; plasma membrane; catenin complex
Molecular function (GO): cadherin binding; calcium ion binding
Source: RefSeq, a predicted model, not a curated record